This is a messenger RNA of Oreochromis aureus, 1852 nucleotides long. RefSeq names its product protein Hook homolog 3-like. Bases 134 to 1852 code for a protein of 572 amino acids. The record is from RefSeq and is a predicted model, not a curated record. Lineage: Eukaryota; Metazoa; Chordata; Actinopteri; Cichliformes; Cichlidae. The transcript has 2 exons.
CAGGUGAAACCCACACUGGACAAGCACGUUUCUUACUUACAGUCACGAGCGAUUCACUGGAUGAACUUUUGUUCUGCUACCCUCAGUUUUAUUUCAAUAUCUGAUUCAUUGUAACACCGUAGCUUUGUUCCAAAUGUCAAAAAUGAGCAACCUAAAAGCAAAACCAGAAUUUGUGUGCACUCUGCCAAAAAGUGCACUGGACAAGCUUAUUCAGGUUAGGAAAGCCUUCCAAAACACUCUCUCUGAAAAUCAACUUUUAAAAGAGGGUACAAAGACAGCCAGACAGCAAAUCAAACAGCUGAUGGCCCAAAUUUCACUGGUGCGUGCCAAGCUGGACCAGUAUGAGAUCCAAGCUGGAAAACUCACUGAUGAAUCAGUGUCACGCAAAGUGGAAAUGAGCAGCGCCACCAAAGAAAAAGGGGAUCAGACUUACUCAGGUCAGACCAGAAACUUUGAAGUUGAGAUGAAGCGUCUGAAACAGCAGCUUCAGCAGAGGGACAGCGAAAUCCUGAUCCUCAAACAGGAGAAGGACAGUCUGUCUGCCGAAUUUGCACAGCUUCAGACACACGAGAAACCAACAUUUGUGUGCACUCUGCCAAAGAGUACACUGGACGACCUUAUUCAGGUUAGAAAAGCCUUCCUAAAAGCUCUGUCUGAAAAUAAACUUUUAAAAGAGGAUUCAAAGACAGCCAGACAGCAAGUCAAACAGCUGAUGGCACAAAUUUCAAUGAUGCGUACCAAGCUGGACCAAUAUAAGAUCCAAGCUGGAGAAGAAAGAGAGGAUCAGACUUGUUCAGAUCAGGCAAAGAUCAUAACCUUUGACCUUGAGAUGAACUGUCUGAAAGAGCAGCUUCGGCAGAGGGACAGUGAAAUCCUGAUCCUGAAACAGGGGAAGGAAAGUCUGUCUGCUGAGCUCGCACAGCUUCAGAAACACGAGGUCUCUCUGAAAGAAACUCUGUGGAAUGAGAAAACACACAGAGAGAAUCUGGAGCAGGAGAAGAAAGUCCAGCAGGAAGAAAAUAAAGUCCUGGAAGAGCAGAAAGUGGUGAAGGACACAGAAGACAUGCAGAAAAAAACGGACGAGCAGACCAAAGAAUUAGCGGAGGCAAAGACAGAGGCAGUAGAGACGGCAACCCCAGAGUCGUCCUCAUCAAAGGCUGAAAUAUCAACACUGGAGAAAACACAGAAAAUGGAGGAAAAGUUGUGUGUCAACAGACUGAUCCAGUUGGUGGUUUCUCAGGCCAUAGAAAAAGUCUCCACUAAAUACAAGCUCUUCACAGAGCGCCUCACUCCUGACUGCAUCAGCGAUCGCCUGAUUCAGAAAAUCUGGCCUGAAAUCGAGCUGAAACAUUUGGAUCUGUCCCCAAAAGGGCUGAAAAAUCUUGACAAGGCCAUUCUCAAGGAUCUAUGCAUAGCACACAGCUGCAAGGACAAACAUUUGAUUAUGAAGCUGAGGGAACAGCUUGAUAAUAUUACUGUCCCAGCCUUCACCAAAAAGCUGCUGUCAUUACCAAGAAGAGUCCUCAGUGUCUCUAAACACAGAGAAGAGUACAAGGAUGUGGUGAAAAACAUCACUCAAGCUCUGGUAAUGCACGCUAUGAGCCAAGAAAAUGAGACGACAACAUGGCGUCCAGGAACAUCAGAUUUUAUUAUACAGAGGCUUUCCCAUAAGAUCUGGAACAAAAUUCUGUCCAAACACUACAAAAUGUCCUUGGAGAACAUUGAACAACUCGCCCUGUCAGUAUACAACGAACUCCAUGACAGGUGGGAUUCUCCAGGACUCUUAAUGAAGUCAAGCAACCCAGUGGUUGACGAAGCAAUCGUCAAAACCUUCAAAAACACGCCAAACUGA